GGGGCCGGGGUCGGAGCGCGCCGCGCGCGCCGCGCCGUGCUCUGCUCUGCUGUGCCGUGCUUUGCAUCGCAUCGCAUUGCAUCGCGCUGCACCGCGCCGCGCGGCACGCUCGCGCCUUCUCUCGCGCUCUUCCCCCCCCCCCUUCUUUUUUUUUCUGGUGGUUUUUUGUGGGUUUUUUUUUUUUGUUUUUUUUUUUGGAAAGUGCCUCUUCUUGAAACUAACUCGGCUCUUGGCUCCGGAGGAGAAGCGGCGGAGGGGUGUUUUUUUAAAGCUACAGGACCCGUUUGCAGCCGCCCCGCUUUGAUAGCGCUGCGUGUGCCUGUGUGUGUGCGCGCGUGUGUGAGUGUGUGCGUGCGUGCGUGUGUAUGUUUUGUUUUGCUCCGCUCCAGCAUGGGCAGCGCCGGCGGAGCCCCGCGGCCCGGGGUGCCCGCGCUGCCGCCCCGGCCCCGGCUCUGAAGACGGCCAAGCCCCAGCGCGGCGGAGGCAGCGCGGUUCGCUCCGCGCUCUCGCAUGGAGGGAAGAAGCAUGUCCCGUCUGUCUCUAACACGGUCCCCGGUUUCUCCUCUGGCUGCUCAAGGAAUUCCUCUCCCAGCUCAACUCACCAAGUCGAACGCUCCUGUGCACAUCGAUGUAGGAGGACACAUGUACACCAGCAGCCUGGCUACCUUGACAAAGUACCCAGACUCCAGCUACUUUCUUGUGAUGGGACAAGUGACAGACUUAAAACAGACAUACCUACGUGGGCGGCAGUGCCAGGACACAGGAAUAAGUCGUCUGUUUAAUGGCACAGAGCCUAUUGUCUUGGACAGUUUAAAACAACAUUAUUUCAUUGAUCGAGAUGGUGAAAUUUUCAGAUAUAUAUUAAGCUUCCUAAGGACAUCUAAGCUACUGCUCCCAGAUGACUUUAAGGACUUUAAUCUUUUAUAUGAAGAAGCAAAGUAUUACCAGCUGCAGCCAAUGAUUAAGGAACUUGAGCGAUGGAAACAAGAGAAAGAACAAAGGAAACAUUUCCAGCCUUGUGACUGCUUGGUUGUAAGAGUGACUCCAGAUCUGGGGGAGAGAAUUGCACUGAGCGGGGAGAAAGCUUUAAUAGAAGAGAUCUUCCCGGAGACCGGGGACGUCAUGUGCAACUCCGUAAACGCAGGCUGGAACCAGGACCCUACCCAUGUAAUUAGGUUUCCUUUGAACGGAUACUGCCGGUUGAAUUCAGUGCAGGUGCUCGAAAGAUUAUUUCAGAAGGGGUUUAACGUGGCAGCUUCAUGCGGUGGUGGGGUGGAUUCCUCUCAGUUCAGUGAAUAUGUGCUGUGUCGUGAAGACAGACGACCACAACCUACCCCAACAAUCAGAAUAAAACAGGAGCCCCUGGACUAGACCCUACCCGUACUCCUUUGUAACCGUAGAAGUGUUUAAUAGUCCCUUAUGUGAAACACUAAGGAUUUGCAAAACAGUAUUAGCAAACAGUUUUUGACUUUAUGUUGCCAAUUAGUGGUAUUCUGAAACUACCUGUCACAUAGCCAGCCAUGAAAUGCAUUUGAAAAACCAGUUGUCCGUUUUUCAUGAUGAAAUUCCUGAGCAUGCUCAGCAUACCAGCCCUGCUGGGAAUGUACUUUGGGCUGAACAGCUGCGGUGGUGAAAAAGGCAAAGCUUCGUAAACCCCUGACCCUAGAUUGGACUUCUGCAGAAAGACCAAUUAAAGCUAUUUGAAUAGAUCAGCAGGAGAAACGAUUCUGACAGCCUUUCCAACGAUACCCCGAUGCUGUGACGCGUGGAAGUGGGCGCCUCGGAGAGGAAGAUGGUACACUAAAAACUGCACUGAGUAUCUUCCCUGACUGCCGCACCUCCUUCAUAUCAGACGUGCUUUACAACUCCGUACAUUACAAUUCCGUGAUUGUACUCACUCAUGCUAGCAAAUGGCUUAUUUUUAUACAACAUUUCCAACUGAAAUAUCUCUCUGUGGACAGAAUCCAGAAUCAGAAAAGGACAGAUUUAUAGUCAACUGGUGCUCAGUACUAAAAAACCCCACACAAACGAAACAAAAAAGCGACAAAAAAAUUGUCAAAGCUGAUUAUGGCAAUAUUUGCAAAAGUAGGGAUCUGGAAGCACAAAAUAAAAUGCAUCCACCAUCACACAAGGGUCACAUACCCAACGUGGAGCUGUAGUUCUCUUAAAGCCAGUUUUGUUUUGACUCAGAAACUGUUAAGUUUUGCAUCAUCAAAGAAGCAUGGUUCUGCCAAGCAAGCUCUGCCACCCCUUGUUACUCAUUCACUAACCAUGUUAUAAGCCCACAUUUAGGAAGAAACAUUAAGAAUUUUGGACAAACCUACUCUUUAUGGGUCUGGAAUUUUUGCAAAAAGAUGUGAAAACCGUCUACUGCCAUUGUCCAAUGAAAGCAGGCCAUCUGUUGUUUAGAUUGUUUUUCCUCUAUUAUUUUAAACUAUUAUUAAAAUACCGAUUACUGUA
Molecule: messenger RNA, 2460 nt
Organism: Phalacrocorax carbo (great cormorant)
Lineage: Eukaryota; Metazoa; Chordata; Aves; Suliformes; Phalacrocoracidae
Source: RefSeq, a predicted model, not a curated record